Molecule: messenger RNA, 684 nt
Organism: Drosophila miranda
Lineage: Eukaryota; Metazoa; Arthropoda; Insecta; Diptera; Drosophilidae
Exons: 4
Coding region: 24-602 (192 amino acids)
Source: RefSeq, a predicted model, not a curated record
UAUACACCGCAACAUCACCGUUUAUGCCACACCGAGUCAGAGGUGCCGCCGAUGAACAGUUCGCAAUGGAUGGACCGCUCUGUAUAUGGAUUCUAUUGGGUGCUCUAACGACGACCCACGCACAUGUGACCUUUACGAAUCUCAAGUGCGAUAUGGCGGAUAGAACAUUCGGGGAUGUCAUGUGCCGCAUCAAGGCAGUGAAUCGCACCCACAAGUAUAUAGAGCUCAGGGCUCAACUGUUCAAGGUGCCAGUGGAAAAUAUCACAGUCAACCUAAAGCUAAUGCGCUACAAUCAUGGCUACAAACUGUUCUUCAUUGACGUCAACUUCGAUGCCUGCAAGUUCCUGGCGAACCCCCGGAACCCCAUCGUCCGCUCCUUCUACAAUACCUUUAAGAAAAACUCGAACGCAAACCACACAUGUCCCUACAAUCACGAUGUGAUUGUCGACAAAUUGUAUACCGGGAAUCUGGAGGCGGAUUUCGCCAAAUAUGUUCCUUUGGUCAAUGGCGACUAUGCCUUCUUCACGGAGUGGUAUACGAACAAAAUACAUCGCGCCUUUUUGAAGGUAUAUUUCAGUUUAUCAGGUUCAAAAAAUGAUUGAUCAAUCAGCGCGCUCAAUCAGUCAUAAAAUAGUCGGCUAUUCUUUUUUUUUUUGCUACCAAGCCUCAUUAAAGCGUUUAAAA